UAUCUCUUUCUUUCUUUCUUUAUCCUUCAGACAGUAUCCAAUCAUUCUCAGCAGCCUGUCAGAAUAAAUUGAGCUGAAUAAUCAUGAAAGUCCUUUUCCUCCUUCCUGUGGCCCUCCAGGCUCUUUCUCUAGUCCAAGGUGCACAAUUCUCUUUCUCUAACACAGAAUCACACAAAGAAAAUAAUGGUCCUCUUUCGAACUUGCAUGAGGUAUUAGAAGAAGCCAGAGUCAAGUCUGGUAUCUAUGGAAUGAGCGUUGCCAUCCUCCACAAGGGCAAACUCAUCUUUGCUGAAGGAUUUGGAAAGAGAAAUGACCAUGAUAAAUUUACUGCAGAGACAGUGGCACCAAUUGCUUCCCUCUCUAAGGCAUUCACAGCUGCAGCUGUCGGAGAGCUAGUUGCAGAAGGGAAGAUUGAUUGGGACAAGACUCCUGUAUCCCAGUACUUGCCUGAGUUCCAAUUGAAGGACCCUGUGCUCACCUCGCAGUUAAACCUUCAGGACCUCCUCUCUCAUCGCACGCCUGUACCGAGCGUAGACCUCGGUUGGUUCUGGAGUACUGUCCCCCCAAGAGAGCUUAUCAAGCGCCUUCGUUAUGUUGACAUGGACCCCAAAUUGAAGCCUUUCCUCAACUAUAACAAUGUCAUGUACACAGUUGCGGGUGAGGCAGCUGCAAAUGCAGUAAACAUCUCGUAUGAAGAGCUUGUCGAAACCAAGAUCUUCAAGCCUUUAGGUUUAUCACAUACUGGUGUCUCACAAAAGACCAUGAGGAAAAAGGAACGCAAUUAUGCAUUAGGAUAUGAGGCAACAUCAUUUGAAGAUGCUCAAAAAGGGCGCUUCAGGUCUCUACCGGUCGAUAGCAUGGCCGGAGUGUCAGCCCCUGCAGGAGAUCUUUAUUCCAAUGUAUUGGAUCUGGUCCGAUGGGGAAAUGUCAUAAUGCGCCGUGGCAAGUCUCAAGAGGGGCAACAGGUCCUGAGCAAAGAUAGCGCUAAGGAGCUGUUGAGGGCUCAUAGCAUUGUAGCGUCGGAAGAUCAGGUUACAGAGUUUGGACCCGCAUUGGUAUACGGGCUUGGAUGGUUAAUAGACAGCUACAAGGGCAAUCCAAUCUAUUAUCAUAGCGGACAUGUUGCAGGGUUUUUCUCAAAUCUGUUUUUCAUGCCAGGCCAGGAACUAGUAAUUGCACAUCUUACAAAUACCGAUUUGGCCGAGCUGCCUAGUUUAUUACCUUAUUAUAUUGCGGACGAACUCUUCAAUCUCCCCCGAACUCAAGACUGGCUUAAUGACAAGGUCAUCAAUUCUACAAAACUCACAUUUGAAAGAAGAGGAAAAAUGGCUCAAGGAGACCUUCCUAAACGCGUCAGGAAUAAGCUCCCCACCCGUCCAUUCGAUGACUUUGUAGGCGUUUAUACUAAUCCAGUCUUUGGAGAUAUCGUCAUUGAAUCAAAAACUAACAGCAACAGCAGCAGCAACAGCAACAAUAACGAGUCUAAGGACCUGUUCUUCAAGUUCCAGGUCUACAGCGGGAAAUUAGAACAUUAUCAUUAUGACUCUUUCUUUGCUGGCUUGCAGCACUCAAGCUUCCGUAUCGGUGAACUUUUGACGUUCAUCACAGCAAAUGAUGGAAAUGUCAAAUCUAUUGAGGUCGAGCUAGAUGGCCUUAGCGAGGUCUUUUUAAAGAAGGAAUAGUGUUAAUAAUAACAAUAAUAAUAAUAAAGCAGCAUCCUAUGAAAGGUUUGAGGCC
Molecule: messenger RNA, 1737 nt
Organism: Lobosporangium transversale
Lineage: Eukaryota; Fungi; Mortierellomycota; Mortierellomycetes; Mortierellales; Mortierellaceae
Product: beta-lactamase/transpeptidase-like protein
Exons: 5
Coding region: 84-1682 (532 amino acids)
Source: RefSeq, a predicted model, not a curated record